AAGAUCAUUAGCAAUGAGUGAUACAUCUCUAUAUAUAGAGGCAAAGAAGACGGAGAAGAAAAAAGAAAGGUAACUUUACGAAGCAAAGUCUUCUUCUCUUUUGCUAGCCAGAAAGUGAUCAUGGAUUCCUUAGCAACUCUGAGUAACAGUUCCCAACUUGUCAGUAAAGAGAGUGACACCACAUUUCCGGCCACAAAAUACCCAUCCUCUCGCCGGACUCCGUCAUCUUCCUCCUCCUCAUCAUCACGACCUUCACCAUCUUCUUCUUCCUUUGCUUCUUCUUACUUUCUUGAUGAUUCCCCGCUCAACCCAGCCACUCCCCUAAGAUAUUCCGGCGUCCCAUUUUCUUGGGAAAAACUACCAGGAAUUCCCAAGAAACAAGUCUCCAUGAAAAGGGGACCCUCGUUCAAGCUUCUGCCAUUGCCACCACCGACCAAUUCAACCUCAAAGAGAUUCAGCUCCGAAGAUGUUGGGGAUCGGAAGAAGAAUUCUAAUAGACAGAUUUUCCAAAGGGAUCCAUUCUUUGCUGCAAUGGUGGAGUGCUCCAAGGAUAUUGAUGAUAAAGAAUCAUCAAACAGUAGCAGCAUUUGGAAUGCAGCUAAUAAGGUAUCUAGGAGCUUGAGUGAUCGUUUUGGGAUUGUCAAUCUUUAUGCUUCUUGCAAGAGAACUUGCGCAGUAUCAAAGUCAAUAGUCUAUCUUCCAAGAUCAAGCAGAAACUCCUACGAUCUGAUUCAUCCCCGUUCCCGAUGAACUUGUUUCCCUUCCAGUCAAUAAUCUUUUUUUUCCUGCUCUUUUAUUUUUUAAAUGGUAUGUGAGGACAAGUGGACAACUGUGUCAAGACUUUCAUAAGCCAUUGUAAAAUGUUAAUAUAAGUAGGAAGCAUGCAGUGUUUAUCUGCAUUAUUUAGUAAGAGUCUAAGAGAGUUACAGUGUUUUAUCUUAUUGUUUCUGUGUUUGUGAUGUCGAGAUCUUUAUAGUAUAUACGAUAUUUGCUGUUUUUUCA
This is a messenger RNA of Carya illinoinensis, 1002 nucleotides long. RefSeq lists its product as uncharacterized. The record is from RefSeq and is a predicted model, not a curated record. The transcript has a single exon. The coding region runs from base 121 to 750 and encodes 209 amino acids. NCBI's taxonomy places the organism in Eukaryota, Viridiplantae, Streptophyta, Magnoliopsida, Fagales, Juglandaceae.